UGUGUACUGUGUGUUGGUGAUCGGGAUGAUCCCGUUGAACAUUGCUGGCCUCUUUGUCUCAGUGGUUUGACUACUGCUCGUGGAGGAGGGCUCGAACGAGUGGUCUGCGCGCGCCCGUACUUUCGUCAAGCAGCAAAGAGGCAGGCAGAAACGGUGCAUCCAUCCCGACAGGAGACAUCGUUUGAGCACCGCGGUUUCGUGUGGCUCCCAACAGAAGGCGAUCUUCGACCAGGACAAGUCUGCCGGGAGAUUCCAACUACCGGUAUGGAUUCCAGAGGUGGUAACCAUGUACUAGUGCACCACUGGGCAUUUCUUGUUUCUUGCCUACUAUUGCCACUGUACGUAUGCACAACACAACUGCCCUGGACCAAAAGUACCAAGUAUGAAGACUUAUUCUGCAUUGGGGCUACCGGUGAUUCUGGAGGUUUUACAUUUUGUUUGUGCCAAACCGCCUCCUUCGAAAAACGAAAUGGGAAAUGUAAAAUCAAAUGCUCGAAAAUGAAGUGCCCGGCAAAUGCAGAGUGUGUGUACGGAGAUUCUGCUGUAAGUUGUGCCUGCAAUCAAGGGUUCAUUAAUAUUAACAACACCACUUGCGAGAUGCCCAGACCCUGCGCAAGUCACCCAUGUUCUCCGAUGGCCAGCUGCUCUGACAAGGGAAGUGGAACAGCGCACACUUGCACCUGCCUAAUAGGAUACAGCGGAAACGGGAACCACUGCACUGACACCAAUGAGUGCGUUACGGGAGUACACAGUUGUCAUGCCAAUGCAACCUGCAAUAACACGAAAGGUUCAUUUGAAUGCGCUUGCCAGAAUGGUUUUACAGGAAAUGGUACUCACUGCUCUGACAUUGAUGAAUGCCACACUGGAGGACACAGUUGUCAUGCCAAUGCAACCUGCAAAAACACAAAAGGUUCAUUAGAAUGCGCUUGCCAGAAUGGUUUUACAGGAAAUGGUACUCACUGCUCUGACAUUGAUGAAUGCCGCACUGGAGGACACAGUUGCCAUGCCAAUGCAACCUGCAAUAACACAAAAGGUUCAUUUGAAUGCGCUUGCCAGAAUGGUUUUACAGGAAAUGCUACUCACUGCUCUGACAUUGAUGAAUGCCACACUGGAGGACGCAGUUGUCAUGCCAAUGCAACCUGCAAAAACACAAAAGGUUCAUUUGAAUGUGCUUGCCAGAAUGGUUUUACAGGAAAUGGUACUCACUGCUCCGACAUUGAUGAAUGCCGCACUGGUAGACACAGUUGUCAUGCCAAUGCAACCUGCAGUAACACGAAAGGUUCAUUUGAAUGCGCUUGCCAGAAUGGUUUUACAGGAAAUGGUACUCACUGCUCUGACAUUGAUGAAUGCCGCACUGGAGGAUCAAGUUGCCAUAGCAAUGCAACCUGCAAUAACACGAAAGGUUCAUUUGAAUGCGUUUGCCAGAAUGGUUUCACAGGAAAUGGUACUCACUGCUCUGACAUUGAUGAAUGCCACACUGGAGCGCACAGUUGCCAUGCCAAUGCAACCUGCAAAAACACAAAAGGUUCAUUAGAAUGCGCUUGCCGGAAUGGUUUUACAGGAAAUGGUGCUCACUGCUCUGACAUUGAUGAAUGCCACACUGGAGGACACAGUUGUCACGCCAAUGCAACCUGCAAUAACACGAAAGGUUCAUUUGAAUGCGCUUGCCAGAAUGGUUUUACAGGAAUUGGUACUCACUGCUCUGACAUUGAUGAAUGUCGCACUGGAGGACACAGUUGCCAUGCCAAUGCAACCUGCAAAAACACAAAAGGUUCAUUUGAAUGCGCUUGCCAGAAUGGUUUUACAGGAAAUGGUACUCACUGCUCUGACAUUGAUGAAUGCCACACUGGAGGACACAGUUGCCAUGCCAAUGCAACCUGCAAAAACACAAAAGGUUCAUUUGAAUGCGCUUGCCAGAAUGGUUUUACAGGAGAUGGUACUCACUGCUCUGACAUUGAUGAAUGCCGCACUGGAGGACACAGUUGUCAUGCCAAAGCAACCUGCAAUAACACGAAAGGUUCAUUUGUAUGCGCUUGCCAGAAUGGUUUUAAAAGAAAUGGUACUCAGUGCUGUGACAUUGAUGAAUGCCGCACUGGAGGACACAGUUGUCAUCCCAAUGCAAUCUGCAAUAACACAAAAGGUUCAUUUCAAUGCGCUUGCCAGAAUGGUUUUACAGGAAAUGGUACUCACUGCUCUGACAUUGAUGAAUGCCGCACUGGAGGACACAGUUGUCAUGCCAAUGCAACCUGCAAUAACACGAAAGGUUCAUUUGAAUGCGCUUGCCAGAAUGGUUUUACAGGAAAUGGUACUCACUGCUCUGACAUUGAUGAAUGCCGCACUGGAGGAUCAAGUUGUCAUGGCAAUGCAACCUGCAAUAACACGAAAGGUUCAUUUGAAUGCGCUUGCCAGAAUGGUUUUACAGGAAAUGGUACUCACUGCUCUGACAUUGAUGAAUGCCACACUGGAGCACACAGUUGCCAUGCCAAUGCAACCUGCAAAAACACAAAAGGUUCAUUAGAAUGCGCUUGCCGGAAUGGUUUUACAGGAAAUGGUGCUCACUGCUCUGACAUUGAUGAAUGCCACACUGGAGGACACAGUUGCCAUGCCAACGCAACCUGCAAAAACACAAAAGGUUCAUUAGAAUGCGCUUGCCGGAAUGGUUUUACAGGAAAUGGUACUCACUGCUCUGACAUUGAUGAAUGCCACACUGGAGGACACAGUUGUCACGCCAAUGCAACCUGCAAUAACACGAAAGGUUCAUUUAAAUGCGCUUGCCAGAAUGGUUUUAUAGGAAAUGGUACUCACUGCUCUGACAUUGAUGAAUGCAACACUGGAGGACACAGUUGUCAUGCCAAUGCAACCUGCAAUAACACGAAAGGUUCAUUUGAAUGCGCUUGCCAGAAUGGUUUUACAGGAAAUGGUUCUCACUGCUCUGACAUUGAUGAAUGCCACACUGGAGGACACAGUUGUCAUUCCAAUGCAACCUGCAAUAACACGAAAGGUUCAUUAGAAUGCGCUUGCCAGAAUGGUUUUACAGGAAAUGGUACUCACUGCUCUGACAUUGAUGAAUGUCGCACUGGAGGACACAGUUGUCAUGCCAAUGCAACCUGCAAUAACAGGAAAGGUUCAUUUGAAUGCGCUUGCCAGAAUGGUUUUACAGGAAAUGGUACUCACUGCUCUGACAUUGAUGAAUGCAACACUGGAGGACACAGUUGCCAUGCCAAUGCAACCUGCAAAAACACAAAAGGUUCAUUAGAAUGCGCUUGCCAGAAUGGUUUUACAGGAAAUGGUACUCACUGCUCUGACAUUGAUGAAUGUCGCACUGGAGGACACAGUUGUCAUGCCAAUGCAACCUGCAAUAACAGGAAAGGUUCAUUUGAAUGCGCUUGCCAGAAUGGUUUUACAGGAAAUGGUACUCACUGCUCUGACAUUGAUGAAUGCCACACUGGAGGACACAGUUGUCAUGCCAAUGCAACCUGCAAAAACACAAAAGGUUCAUUAGAAUGCGCUUGCCAUAAUGGUUUAACAGGAAAUGGUACUCAUUGCUCUGACAUUGAUGAAUGCCGCAUUGGAGGACACAGUUGUCAUGCCAAAGCAACCUGCAAUAACAGGAAAGGUUCAUUUGAAUGCGCUUGCCAGAAUGGUUUUACAGGAAAUGGUACUCACUGCUCUGACAUCGAUGAAUGCCGCAUUGGAGGACACAGUUGUCAUGCCAAUGCAACCUGCAAAAACACAAAAGGUUCAUUUGAAUGCGCUUGCCAGAAUGGUUUUACAGGAAAUGGUACUCACUGCUCUGACAUUGAUGAAUGUCGCACUGGAGGACACAGUUGUCAUGCCAAUGCAACCUGCAAUAACACAAAAGGUUCAUUUGAAUGCACUUGCCAGAAUGGUUUUACAGGAAAUGGUACUCAUUGCUCUGACAUUGAUGAAUGCCGUACUGGAGGACACAGUUGUCAUGCCAAUGCAACCUGCAAAAACACAAAAGGUUCAUUUGAAUGCGCUUGCCAGAAUGGUUUUACAGGAAAUGGUACUCGCUGCUCUGACAUUGAUGAAUGCCGCACUGGAGGACACAGUUGUCAUGCCAAAGCAACCUGCAAUAACACGAAAGGUUCAUUUGAAUGCGCUUGCAAGAAUGGUUUUACAGGAAAUGGUACUCACUGCUCUGACAUUGAUGAAUGCCGCACUGGAGGACACAGUUGUCAUGCCAAUGCUACCUGCAAAAACACGAAAGGUUCAUUUGAAUGCGCUUGCCAGAAUGGUUUUACAGGAAAUGAUACUAACUGCUCUGACAUUUCUGAAUGCCAAACUGGAGUACACAGUUGCCAUGCCAACGCAACCUGCAAAAACACAAAAGGUUCAUUAGAAUGCGCUUGCCAGAAUGGUUUUACAGGAAAUGGUACUCACUGCUCUGACAUUGAUGAAUGUCGCACUGGAGGACACAGUUGUCAUGCCAAUGCAACCUGCAACAACACAAAAGGUUCAUUUGAAUGCACUUGCCAGAAUGGUUUUACAGGAAAUGAUACUCACUGCUCUUACAUUUCUGAAUGCAAAACUGGAGUACACAGUUGCCAUGCCAACGCAACCUGCAAAAACACAAAAGGUUCAUUAGAAUGCGCUUGCCAGAAUGGUUUUACAGGAAAUGGUACUCACUGCUCUGACAUUGAUGAAUGUCGCACUGGAGCACACAGUUGUCAUGCCAAUGCAACCUGCAAUAACACAAAAGGUUCAUUUGAAUGCACUUGCCAGAAUGGUUUUACAGGAAAUGGUACUCACUGCUCUGACAUUCAUGAAUGUCGCACUCGAGGACACAGUUGUCAAGCCCAUGCAACCUGCAACAACACAAAAGGUUCAUUUAAAUGCGCUUGCCAGAAUGGUUUUACAGGAAAUGGUACUCACUGCUCUGACAUUGAUGAAUGUCGCACUGGAGGACACAGUUGUCAUGCCAAUGCAACCUGCAAUAACACGAAAGGUUCAUUUGAAUGCACUUGCCAGAAUGGUUUUACAGGAAAUGGUACUCACUGCUCUGACAUUGAUGAAUGUCGCACUGGAGGACACAGUUGUCAUGCCAAUGCAACCUGCAAAAACACAAAAGGUUCAUUAGAAUGCGCUUGCCAGAAUGGUUUUACAGGAAAUGGUACUCACUGCUCUGACAUUGAUGAAUGUCGCACUGGAGGACACAGUUGUCAUGCCAAUGCAACCUGCAACAACACAAAAGGUUCAUUUGAAUGCGCUUGCCAGAAUGGUUUUACAGGAAAUGGUACUCACUGCUCUGACAUUGAUGAAUGUCGCACUGGAGGACACAGUUGUCAUGCCAAUGCAACCUGCAAUCACACGAAAAGUUCAUAUGAAUGCGUUUGCCAGAUUGGUUUUAAAGGAAAUGGUACUCACUGCUCUGACAUUUAUGAAUGCCGCACUGGAGGACAUAGUUGUCAUGCCAAUGCAACCUGCAAAAACACAAAAGGUUCAUUAGAAUGCGCUUGCCAGAAUGGUUUUGCAGGAAAUGGUACUCACUGUUCUGACAUUGAUCAAUGCCGCACUGGAGGACAUAGUUGUCAUGCCAAUGCAACCUGCAAUAACACGAAAGGUUCAUUUGAAUGCGCUUGCCAGAAUGGUUUUACAGGAAAUGGUACUCACUGCUCUGACAUUGAUGAAUGCAACACUGGGGGACACAGUUGCCAUGCCAAUGCAACCUGCAAUAACACGAAAGGUUCAUUUGAAUGCGCUUGCCAGAAUGGUUUUACAGGAAAUGGUACUCACUGCUCUGACAUUGAUGAAUGUCGCAGUGGAGGACACAGUUGUCAUGCCAAUGAAACCUGCAAGAACAAAAAAGGCUCAUUUGAAUGCGCUUGCCUUAAUGGUUUUACAGGAAAUGGUACUCACUGCUCUGACAUUGGGGAAUGCAUAACAGGAAGACACAGUUGUCAUGCCAAUGCAACCUGCAAAAACACAAACGGUUCAUUUGAAUGCGCUUGCAAGAAUGGUUUUACAGGAAAUGGUACUCACUGCUCUGGCAUUGAUGAAUGCAUAACAGGAGGACACAGUUGUCAUGCCAAUUCAACCUGCAAAAACACAAAAGGGUCAUUUGAGUGCGCUUGCCAGAACGGUUUUACAGGAAAUGGUACUCACUGCUCUGAUAUUGAUGAAUGCCGCACUGGAGGACACAGUUGUCAUGCCAAUGCAACCUGCAAAAACACGAAAGGCUCAUUUGAAUGCGUUUUACAGGAUGGCAUUACAGGAAAUGAUACCCAUUUCUCGGACAUUAAGGAGUGCCGGAGAAGAGGACACAGUUGCCAUACAAAUGCAAUCUGCAACAACAAAAAUGGUUCAUUAGAAUGCGCUUGCCAGGAUGGUUUUACAGGAAAUGGUACUCACUGCUCUGACAUUGAUGAAUGCCGCACUGGAGGACACAGUUGUCAUGCCAAUGCAACCUGCCGUAACACAAAUGGGUCUUUCGAAUGUGCUUGCCAGACUGGUUUCACGGGGAAAGGUGUGCCCUGUACCGUUGUCAACCAAUGUAAUGCACCACGCUGCCACCGCAAUGCUUCUUGCACACGUUCUGACGUGUCCUAUAGCUGCAUGUGCAAUGCUGGAUUUAGUGGUAAUGGGCACAGUUGCCAUGACAUUAAUGAAUGUGAUCGUGCAGGUACGUGUGCGGGCAACGCAAACUGUAGCAAUACGGAUGGCAGCUAUUUUUGUCGCUGUGCUGCCGGGUUUACUGGCGAUUCCAACGGCUGUUCUGAUUUGGACGAGUGCACCUCAGGUGGCCAUAACUGCACCGCAUCAUCACCCACGUGUACAAACACACCCGGUGGUUUUAACUGUAGUUGCAGUGGCGGGUUUGCCUUGAGAGUCACUGGGGAAUGUUACAAUGUCAAUGAAUGCAUAGAGGCAGUGCACACUUGCUCAGGUGAAGCGACGUGUACUGACACGGUUGGUUCCUACUCUUGCGAAUGCGAACAAGGGUAUGUAUGGAAUGGACUCGCUUGCAGCAAUGUGAAUGAAUGCAAUGGCAGUCCGUGCGGCAGCUGCAAUUCCCCGGCGGAGGAAAGCGAGUGUGCUGUUUGCGCUUCGUGCGCAGAUACGCAGGGUUCAUACCUGUGUCAAUGUCCGGCGUUCUACAAGUGGACCGGCCACGGCUGCAGUCUUGCAGUGGAUGCAUGCAGUGCAGGGCUGCAUCAAUGCAGCGGCAACAGUACGUGUUCAUCUCUGAAUGGAUCUAGGGCUUUGAACGGAACUCAACAGUGCUAUUCUUGUAUUUGCCUACCGGGCCACUCCGGGAAUGGUACAUUCUGCCAACCACUCGCUGUUCCUGAGAAAGACAAAAAAAAGGUGACAAUCGGCGCGAGCAAUUGGCAAAUAAUGAUCAUCACACUUGGGGUGAUGCUUUUUGCCGUACUGGUCACGCUUUUGAUUGCCACCGUCGUUUCAUCAAAGAAUAGGAGAGGAAGCAUGUCCAUGAAGAAGACGUGGUCUAGUCCAUGGCACAAGUCUGCCGAUGGGACUAUUUACGAUGACGCCGGAGAAUAUGCUUAUAAACAUGAGAGCAAGUAUGAUGCUGCUUACGAGGGCAAGCGCAACAGAGACUAUGCCAUCUGCGAGCCAUCACACGAUGGCCGCUACAGACCAAGCGAAUUUGAAUUUGGCUUUACCAAAAGCAUGGACAGAGAGCAACAGCGACUGCCAUAUGGCGAUUUACCUUCACAGGGCGAAAAAUCCAGACCAAACGAGUUCGAACUGAGCUUCACUAAACAAUUGGACAACGAAGACAAGUCGUUGCCGCCAGUCAAUAUCCUUUCUCAGCAUGAAAAAGUCGGCGAGCCCCCGGAUUCUCCGGCUGGCUAUGGUGCCAGGAGUGCUGACAUUGGAAAACAUUACUUGGUGAAGAACAGCUUCAGCCAGAUAGACUCGCCCCUUGCAAGCCAACAUCAGAUGCUUGGCAGUGUUUGUUCCUCAUUCACCACACUGGUGUCAUCAGCCUCACUAGACACCAUUCAAGGGAUUUAUAAUGGACAAUAUUGCGGCGAGACAUGGGGUCCCGAUGCAGCCAGCAAUGACCCGGAGAAGGAUCGCAGCGCACCUGAGCCAGACCAGACAUCUGCAUCAAACAAACCACACGGUGACGAACAGGAGCAUGGGCAUUCACAACUCGAACAGUGGAAUGCAGAACCUCAGCGGCAGCAGCCGCUGGCAAGGGCCAGCGGCACCCGUUUCAACCCAGUAUCUCUGGUGAAGCGUGUCCUCCAGACGUUUCGGGACCCCUCAGAGGAUUCCGAGGCUAUCUAUGUGAAGGACAUGGACCACUUAGAUCAGACACCGGUGUUAGCAGCGGUGCCUUCCUCAAUCAGUACAUACUCCAUGGUGCCUGAGGGUAAUACUCAUUCUACCUGUGAUACUGGGCACGCCCUCGACAAAACCAAAAUCUUCCAGGAUGCAGAAUGGAUCACAAACGACGAGGACCUUUACACAGAGACGUUCGCUGAUUAUCCAACUUCAGUUAGCAGUGAAGGUGGGCCAGUGUAUGAUACCACCUCGUCUUUCGACAGAAUCCAAGGUGCGACCGCGCAAUUGCGAGGUUUCACAGCACCAACGCUGGGCAAAGUGAAGCGCGUCCACGGACAGUACGUCCUUGAAGCCACUACCGGUCGCCUGGUGCCGCUGAAUGCCUUCGGUGUGCCGAUCGCUGAAGUCCAGCUACAGGACUAUGUCGUGAUGAGCGACCCCGACGAAAGCUGUGCUUUGUUCGACAAUACAACGUCUGACCUGCUGGCAGUUGCCAGUGCCGACGAGAUCAACCAGGCCACCUGGAUUAAACGUGCCACGCUGAGAGAAGAGUUUAGGAACGCGCCAGUUCUCUGCGCGGCUGAUCUGCAGCCCCAGUAUAGCAACGAGCAAGCUGUCGUUAAAGACCCCUCCGGAGACUUUACUUUCAUGAAUGACAAAUUAGGUAUUGCUGUGCCAGUGAGGAGCGUGUUCAGUGGCAGGGUCAACGAGGGCAACUUCCAGGAGCGUCUAGUGGCUGUAGAUCGGUUUGGUUGCUAUGCACUGCUGGAAAAGAGCACGCGUAAUCUGGUAGCUACUUGCCUUGUGUCGGAGAACACCUGCUUAGCAGACAUGACAAUGGAAGACCACGUGGAGUCUAAAGCACCAUCCACCUCCAUGUAUUCAUCGCACCUACCUGGUGAAGUAUACUCUCGCCCAAUACAGCAACUGCAGACAGCAAAGAUACACACCAUCCAGUUACAAAACGUGAUUGAAGACCAAGAGGGACAGUUCGCCUUUGCCACCAAUUAUGGCGCUGUUAUCCCCCUCAGCAUCUUCGCGUCCGUGCCAGGAUUCGACGGCACGUUCACUGCUCAGUGCAGUGUUUGCUCAGUCAAUGACAAGGAAAUCGGCCUAUUUGAACAGGGCUCAACAGCUCCAGUAGCGGUGGUGCGUCUGGACCAAGUCACACAAUAUUUGGCUUCAUCCAGAGUCAAGCCUGAUGUGCAGCAAGUGCGUUCUGUUCAUGAAACUGGAAAAGCCAAGAAGGCAUUGGAAAAGGAUAUGACCGGUCAACUUGCAUUCAAAUCCAAGCGUGGCGUCAGUGUUCCUGUGUCUGUGUUCAACGUAGAAAUUGACACUGAGACUGCAAUGGAGUAUGAGGUCACCGAGACAGAUGUCGGAAUGGUGGCAUUGUUCAACACCGUAACGGGCGAACUGGCCGCCACAGCAGACUGCUCGGAGGCCACUAAGCAAGGCCUGUCGGGGGCAGUGCGCUUCCACGCACAGAAUGCUAGGGCCGUGCUUAUGCAGCAGGAGAAGAUAAGUACACACAACAGGAGCAGUAUAUACAACGAAGUCAGCGGCACCCAAACUGGCUCCACCGUUGACCAGUCCACCACAGAGGAGUUGUAUUCGCUUGUCUCGGGUGACAUGCAGACGCCAGAUAUACGCAGAGCAAAUACUUUGAAGGCUCGUGAUUAUCGUGGAAAACAGGGCCAUUCGCAAAUCUCUGGCCAGUCCACCACAGAAGAGCAGUAUUCUCUUGUCUCGAGUGACAUGCAGACCCCAGAUAUAUGCAGAGCAAAUACUUUGAAGGCUCGAGAGUAUCGUGGAGAACAGGGCCAUUCGCAAAUCUCUGGCCAGUCCACCACAGAGGAGCUGUAUUCUCUUGUUUCGAGUGACAUGCAGACCCCAGAUAUACGCAGAGCAAAUACUUUGAAGGCUCGAGAGUAUCGUGGAGAACAGGGCCAUUCGCAAAUCUCUGGCCAGUCCACCACAGAGGAGCUGUACUCUCUUGUCUCGAGUGACCUGCAGACCCCAGAUAUACGCAGAGCAAAUACUUUGAAGGCUCGAGAGUAUCGUGGAGAACAGGGCCAUUCGCAAAUCUCUGGCCAAUCCGCCCCAGAAGAGUUGUACUCACUUGUCUCCAGGGCUCUGCAGACCACUCAUAUACGCAGAGCAAAUAGUUUGAAGGCGCGUGACUUCCGUGGAAAACAGGGAAUCUCUGGCGCCGCCGCCACCAAGAGCAUUAAUGCUCUCUGUGAGCAAGUCCAGCCGGGAGCAGACGGAUCAGUUGUGAAGCAUGCCACUGAGUUCAGCUCACCACCGGAGAGCAAUGAUAUCCAUGGUAACGGCGCAGCCACUGCUCUCGACGAGAGCCCAGGAAUGUCUACUGAUGGUGCAGACGCUGAUCAUGAUGCAUCUCCACACGACCUAGACUCCGGUGUCCAGGCAUGCAAUGAUAGCCGCUCUGCAGAGCUGUGCAUCGCAUCUGCAAUCAACUAUGCGGCAGCAGCGACCGCCUGCCGUGCCACAGCUGACGACGCGGUGGAGGAGGAGGAUGCGUACGCACUUGUUUCAGCCAGCAAUGCCACGGCCCUGACCAGUCAGGCGACAUUGCGCAAGUCAGUGCGGCUAGCACGGGGUAGGAACACGGACACUGCUGCCACAGCAACGCCACUGCCGGAGGGCGGCUCUGACCUGGACUUGUCUCCACACAAGCAGGAGAGGUCAUUCACCACGUUCUCGUUCACCGGAGUAAGGUUCAAAUCUGCGCCGGCAAAUGGUGAACAAUCAGCCGCUAAAGCACCUGUUUCUAGUACUGACUGUUGACUUGAUCACAAUUGAGAGAAAUGCCUAUGAUAUCCCAAAUGUUCAAUUUCAGAUUUUUCUAUUUCAACUUCCAUAUCUACUCUUUCAAUAACCCAUUAUCACUCGCUCAAUUUCCAUCAUCAAUGAAAUUAUAUUUUUCUUAUGUCCUCACUUUUUUCUUAUAUCCCUUUAAACUCUGCAUAAAACAUUUCAAAUACUCCGUCACCUGUCUAGUGUUUUCUAUCAGCGACUUAGGAAUUUAGUUUUCUCGCAGUAACUUAGCACUUUUGUUUUCUACCAGAAACUUAGCACUUUUGUUUUCUCGCAGGAACUUAGCGCUUUAGUUUUCAAUCAGAAACUUAGCACUUUAGUUUUCUCCCAGGAACAGUUCUACCCGCCAGAC
This is a messenger RNA of Sycon ciliatum, 11476 nucleotides long. RefSeq names its product fibrillin-2-like. The transcript is spliced from 4 exons. Gene Ontology annotation, molecular function: calcium ion binding. Lineage: Eukaryota; Metazoa; Porifera; Calcarea; Leucosolenida; Sycettidae. The coding region runs from base 598 to 11094 and encodes 3498 amino acids. The record is from RefSeq and is a predicted model, not a curated record.